AAGGAGCCAUUGAGUUCCUUCACCCUACUUGUGAUGAUAUACACUCCAUUUUCCGAAGUGUAUGCUGGCUCUUGCUACUCAGCAGUAUCGACACAGACCGUAAUGAGCCCGCUUCAAAUAUACAACGAAUCCCGGUACGGAACGCUCAAUAAUCUCGACUAUCGAAACGAUAUAGGGGUUUUUCCUAGAGAAACACAUUCUGCCUCUGUGAACACACUUUCUUUGGAUGGCAUUUACAACAGGUUUUUGUUGUCUGGCUCGUCUGAUUCCUCAAUCAAGCUCUGGGACUUGCAGUCGAUGACGGUAGACGAAGUCAGCGGCCAAAGGAGAUUCAAGCCCUCUGUAACGUUGCCAAGGAAAAGCGUGCACUCUUUUGGGGUUACCAAAGUCAAGUGGUGGCCUGAUAAUGGCAUGUGGCUUUCGUCUUCUUACGACUUCAAGCUGAAUCUCUACGACUCGAACACAAUGGAUGUGGCCCACUCGUUCAAACUAGGAUCCAGAAUCUUGGACUUUGACUUCCACCCUCUCGGUGAUAUCUCAACUGUAGCAUGUUGCUUGGACGGCGGUGUCGGUGGCUUGAAACUUGUGGACCUACGUACUUUGUCCGACACACAGAACUUGGGGGGCGGAGGAAAGAUGAUGGGAGGAGUUGGCUACAUGUCAAGCUGUUGCUGGUCCCCAGCAAGCCCUUACCUUUGUAUCGGCGGCGGAGUAGAAGGAUCAUGUUAUGGGUGGGAUAUCCGAAGCUCUAAUAAGUUUUUGCUUGAGCUCGACGUGAACCUCACUGCGGCCAGCUACAAGAAGAAACAGUCGAAUAAGCGCAAACGGGACCUCAAACUCAAAUGCAAAGCCCACCAUGGCGCUAUAAACUCUGCUCAGUUCAACGCUUCCGGCACAGAAUUGAUAACUUUAGGCAACGAUGAGAAGCUCCGAAUAUGGGAUAUGUGCUCUUUCCGGAAACCGGUCAACAAGGCCCUAAACUUCGGGCCUUUGAUCAGAAAUAAAACGAAGCAGCACAUCGAGCUGUGCCUCAGUCCUGCUGCGGAAACGGAAGUCUCAUUUCUCUGGGUGCCAUCAGAUAGCGGCGAAGUCUUAGUGUACCGGGUAGAGGAUGGAAGCUUAGUUGCACGACUAAACAAGGCCUCGGAUAGGCUAGGCCAAAAUCGAUCUUACUCCGUUGUGUGCACGGGCCACAACAGGGUCCGGUAUUUUUCCGGAUGCAAGGACGGAAGCAUCAGUGUCUGGGGACAUGAUGACUUGAAGCAAAAACAACAAUCUGACAUCCCGGUACCUUUUGACAACGGUGUCGACCUCGUUGAACCAGAGUAAACCAGCUGUACAAUAGUAACUUGGAGAAGUAUGAUAUUUAUAUAUAUAUGUAUAUUAACUGGGAUGAAAUAACGAACACGA
Molecule: messenger RNA, 1410 nt
Organism: Pichia membranifaciens NRRL Y-2026
Lineage: Eukaryota; Fungi; Ascomycota; Pichiomycetes; Pichiales; Pichiaceae
Exons: 1
Coding region: 103-1329 (408 amino acids)
Biological process (GO): proteasome-mediated ubiquitin-dependent protein catabolic process; protein polyubiquitination; transcription-coupled nucleotide-excision repair
Cellular component (GO): Cul4A-RING E3 ubiquitin ligase complex; nucleotide-excision repair complex
Molecular function (GO): protein binding
Source: RefSeq, a predicted model, not a curated record